UCGAGCACCUGUGCUGGCCAGUUAGUGUUGUGUCGACUGCGCGGCAGCAUCGUAGCUCGGUAACCAAGAUACUACGCCAUAUCAAUCAUGUCAACAACUGAAGCAUUGAUUGCCACUUUCCUCACCUUGGCAAUAACCACCGCGACGGACGACUCAAUUUCAGACCCAAUAUUGGAAGAACAAAUCAGGACUAGACGACAAGACAUACAAGAAAUUUGCAACUUUGGAUCCGAGAAUGACCUGACAAUGUGUGAGUGGAUGAACCGCAAUGGCUCCGUCUUGCAGUGGCAGGUUGGGGCGGGCACACUUGCUAACUGGCUUGGCGGGCCAACCAAGGAUGCAGGUGCUGGAGACGAUAGUGACAGAGGCGGCUACGCGUUCUUCGAGACCUCGUUCCUGGGCACUGCCCCGGACAUGCGACCUCCUCAGAACGCCUUCCUCGAGAGCCCAGUCCUGGAGACCACGGGCCACGAAGGGAAGUGUGUCACGUUCAGUUACUCCAUGGAAGGCUUGAGCGCGGCUGGCGUGAGGGUUAUUCUUCACCCAGUGCCGGCCGAAGGGGCGCCCGUGGGGUUCGACAGAAUCCUCUGGAGCGCCAAGGACCCCACCAACAGGAAGUGGGUUGAAGCUGAACUACUCUACACAUACAACACUGCUCAUCAGAUCGUGUUCGAAGCCGUGGCCAAGGACGCCUCGGACGCGUACAGGCGCUACCGCGGCCACGUCGCCGUGGACAAUGUGGGCCUCAAGCCCGGCUCGGAGUGCCGCGGCCACUGCACCUUCGAGAGCGGCUUCUGCGACUGGAAGAACGACGAGGAGAACGAUUUCGACUGGACACUGGGGCGAGGGAGUCACAACCCGUCGACGGGGCCGGCCACGGACCGCUCCAGCUUCAUGCACGGCGGAGUUGAGGGUGGCUACGCCUACAUCGACACGUCUUACCCGAGACGACCGGGAGACGUGGCGAGGCUGCAGAGCAUGGAGUUCGACGCGACAGGCCCUGACUCGCCCAUGUGCCUGCGCUUCUGGACGCACAUGUACGGCAACGGCAUCGGCAGGCUGAGCGUGAAGCUGAGCGAGGCGCGCGACGCCAAUGAACGGGAGAUCUGGAGUCUGUCUGGCGAAGCCGGCAACGCCUGGUACCAAGCGGAGGUGCCCGUAUCCUCCCCGAACCCGUUCAUGAUUGUAAUCUCAGGUGAAGUAGGCAAAAACAGCCUCGGGGAUAUCGCAUUAGAUGACAUUUCCUUAACGCUUGGAAGUUGUCCAACGACGCCUCAGAUCGCCGCCACCAGCCCCGGCGACUGCACCUUCGAGAUCGACGAGUGCGGCUGGAGCAACGCCGCGUCCAGGGAGCGCGUGGACGACCUGGACUGGGACCGGGUGUCCGGCCAGGCGACGCGCAUGGCCACCCACGACCACACGCUGGGCACGGAGAAAGGGUUUUUCAUGGCGCUAGCGAGGAACAACGUGCAGAGGCCAGGCAGUAAGGCGUGGUUCACUUCUCCGGAGCUGAAGGGAAGCAGUAAUCCGACUUGCGUGUCAUUCUGGUAUGUGUUAAACGAACCGUUUAUAGACAACAGUGGGCCUAGCCUGGGAUCCUUGGGAGUGUACUUAAGAACCACGGACAAGACUGGGCAUCACGUCAUGAAUCCAAUAUGGCGUCUGUACAACCAUCAGGGUCCUGAAUGGAGAUACGCUCAAGCUCAGAUACAAGACGCAAACGAUCACAUGGUGGUCUUCGAAGGUACAUGGGGGUCAAGCAGAGCGAACGGUGUGGUAGGAUUUGAUGACAUCACGUUUUUUGGUGGAGCAUGCUCAACUCUACCGCCGUCUGCUCUGGUGAGGUCAGGGGAGUGCAGGUUCGAGAGAGACACGUGCGAGUGGAUGAACGACACAACCGACAGAACCAUGCCCACGUGGAGGCUGGCCACCGUGUCGAGGAGGCCGGCCAAUCUACCUGACAAAACGUUCGGUGCUCCAGAGGGAUACAUUUAUUUCGACUUAUUCAAUCAGAACACCGGAAGUAAUGUGGCCAAGAUGGUCUCACCCAUCAUAGCGAGCUCCCAGGAUCAGCAGCUUUGCUUCACGUUCUGGUUUGCAGCUUUCGGCGCUGGCGACUCUGCCGAGCUGCGCAUCGUUCGACAAGACAACAGUUCCAGUGAUGAUCAGCCUCUCGAAAAGCUAUGGGUUUUAGAUGCGAAGAAGAUGGACACAACAAGGCCAAAGUGGACUUCAGCUCAAGUAACAGUAGAAGCUAGUACUGACUUUCGGCUUUUGUUGGAAGGGCAAGCAACAAACGGAGGCUUUGCAGUUGAUGACUUUUCAUUUUCUGGAGGGUCGUGUACAAUACGACCAGACGUAGCGGCUGUAUCAAAUCAAGCUGCUGUCUAACAGAAGAGCGGAAUGGUUACCAGCGAGUUCGCUUAGUAUCAGCUGUUACAUUGAUGUAAAAUAUUUAUGCGGCAAAAUUUUGACAUAGGUUUAUUAAAUUUAUACAAAUAUGUAAAUGUGUUAAUUAUUUUAACUUAUGCUGUUGUUAUGUAAAGUGGAAGAAAAUAUAAUUUUAUAGUAAAA
Messenger RNA from Bacillus rossius redtenbacheri, 2574 nucleotides. RefSeq names its product MAM and LDL-receptor class A domain-containing protein 1-like. Bases 88 to 2391 code for a protein of 767 amino acids. NCBI's taxonomy places the organism in Eukaryota, Metazoa, Arthropoda, Insecta, Phasmatodea, Bacillidae. Gene Ontology annotation, cellular component: membrane. The transcript has 18 exons. The record is from RefSeq and is a predicted model, not a curated record.